This is a messenger RNA of Thalassophryne amazonica, 2099 nucleotides long. Its product is annotated as protein sprouty homolog 3. The record is from RefSeq and is a predicted model, not a curated record. Gene Ontology annotation, cellular component: cytosol; membrane. Gene Ontology annotation, biological process: negative regulation of Ras protein signal transduction; animal organ development; multicellular organism development. Lineage: Eukaryota; Metazoa; Chordata; Actinopteri; Batrachoidiformes; Batrachoididae.
GAAACUACAGCAGGACAGGAAAAGAACACUUUUUUCUAGAAAUACAGAUUGUUUUUUAGUUGUGUAGCUCCACGCUCACUGACUGGAAGCCUUUCACUCAAACACCUGAAACUACUUAAUUUCUGCAAGUAUUCCACUUCCUGCCGACUCCUGCUGUUGUGAGUGAAGAUACUUCUGCAGCUGCCACUGAGGAGGCCUCAGAGUCGAACCCUAAACCUGAGAGGGGACCUUCACUCUACAACAAGCUGCAACCCUCGUCCCUGCUGCAGGAGGAUCAGAGGCGCCCCCGGGCAGGACACGCUCACAGUGAGAGAGCAUCCUCCUCCCUGCCUCCAAACACAUGCCCACAGGACCACAGUAGUACAUGACAGAAUAAACUCAACAUCAACACAAAGAAAAAAAAAGAGCCAAUUAAAAGCAACCCCAGGGUUCUGCCCAGUGAUACUGUAAGUUACCGUCAGGAUAUUGUAGGAAUAUUUAAUUUUGUCAGAAGCACAUCCAGGCGCAGGGAGACAGAGGACGCCACAGCACGCUGCACAAUGGAGCUCCCACCAAUCAGAGGUUUAUCUGAUGUGCCGUGAGAGUUGGGAGCACUUUGUCCCAGCUCCAGCCUGCAGCCCUGGUGCCACCUUGCACGGCUCACUAGGAUGGACCCUUGUCAUUCCUUCAGGAUGGACUUGGACCUUCAGCAGGUCCCAGUGCUGUCACUCGACCAGAUACGUGCAAUCCGGGCCAACAAUGACUACAUGGAGCGGGCAGUGGCACUGGAACCAAACACCCAAUCUGGAUUUUUCUAUGCCCACGAUGAGCAUUUCCUUCAUGGAGUGUACAUCCACCAUCCCCAACCUUCUCUCCAUUCUGUCCUGCCACGAAGCCAGAGUCAGCAACAACAUGUCCAUCUGACCCACCUCAGUCGUUCUAGCACCAUCAGCUCAUCUAUGUCUCGGACCAGCGCCACCUCAGACCAACGGUUACUGGCAGGCUUAACGCCCUCCCACUCUGGCUUAAGUUCUGUGGUCCGAUCUCAGCCCAAAGGAGAACUCAAGCAUGAUAUUUCCCUGGAAAAAGGCCUGGUGGAGAAUGAGACUGAGGUGGGCCUGCAUUUGUUCAUUUGUGAGAGGUGUGGUCGCUGUAAAUGUCAAGAGUGCUGCACUCCCCGCCAUCUGCCUUCGUGCUGGAUCUGUGGGCAGCGCUGUCUCUGCUCUGCAGAAAGCGCUGUGGAGUACGGCACCUGUUUGUGCUGUGUUAAAGGCCUAUUCUACCAUUGCUCUGCCCAAGAUGACGAGGAUAACUGUGCUGACCGGCCUUGCUCCUGCACCCCAGCUCACGCCUGUGCCCGCUGGGGCACCAUGGGGCUGCUGGCCUUUUCCUUGCCCUGUCUCUGCUGCUACCCCCCUGCCAGGCUGUGCCUUUCCCUAUGCCAGUGUGCCCAUGACCGCGCUACACGCCCCGGCUGCAGAUGCAGCGACACCAACACGGUGUGUCGCAAGAUCUCCACCUCCAACCCCAACCCUGGUCCUCCCUCGCUCCGCAGCAAGGCCUUAGAAAAGCCAUUAUGACAGCCCUAGACGAGGUCCAGUCAAAUCUUUUUUCCACUCAGACAUCACCAAAGUAAUGCUGUCAGUAAUCAACAGUGCCACGACUAAUAUUGCAAUCCUAUGACAUAGCCAACAAGAACCACAAACUGUUAAUCACCUAAUGUAUCCUGUAUUUACUUCUCCAGCUCAGGAGGGACCAAGGUUUACGUGUCUGUUCACGUUGGAGACUUAAUGCCUAAAACAGAAACUUGUUUUUACUAAGAAGCUGUUGUGCUUUGCUGGAAUGUCCGCUGACCUUAAGCAGGAUUUCCACGCCCUCCCUUUGCUGUCUGUGGUGCAGCCUGGACAUGUUAAAAUCUAUUUAUCUACUGUCGACCCCAUUCCUACCCUUCCUUAGCGAGAAGAGUGCACACACCACAUUGAUGGGCAAUGGACCAAAUCGGAAAGGAAAGAUGCCUGCAGCAAUGUAUAAGAUCGAUGCCAACAUAGCGUGUGUCCUCUAGAAAGAGAAUGAGGAGAGUGACAGAUUGAGGACUUAGACAACAACAGCAUUCAGAAAAA